Messenger RNA from Poeciliopsis prolifica (blackstripe livebearer), 2145 nucleotides. It is a transcript of the gene ippk, whose product is annotated as inositol 1,3,4,5,6-pentakisphosphate 2-kinase. The coding region runs from base 142 to 1746 and encodes 534 amino acids. Gene Ontology annotation, biological process: inositol phosphate biosynthetic process. The transcript has 14 exons. Gene Ontology annotation, molecular function: ATP binding; inositol-1,3,4,5,6-pentakisphosphate 2-kinase activity. Gene Ontology annotation, cellular component: nucleus. Lineage: Eukaryota; Metazoa; Chordata; Actinopteri; Cyprinodontiformes; Poeciliidae. The record is from RefSeq and is a predicted model, not a curated record.
UUCUGAGAGGGACGGAUUUUGACAGAACACCGGGUGUCAAUCUGUCGGUGCGCCGCUAGCAGCCAGCAGGGUCCGGGCUUUGCACCGUCCUGAUUCCUUGUGUGGUGUGUGUCGGGAGUUCGGUCGGCUCUCCGCGGUGUGAUGGAACUGGACAGAAUGGAUGAAAAUGACUGGAAAUACCACGGAGAAGGAAACAAGAGCCUGGUGGUCUCCCAUGUUCAGCACUGCAGAGUUUUACGUCUCCUCAAGUAUCCAGCAGAAGACUCUGAGAACCCUCCUCAGACAGCGGAGCAGGCCUUCAGGCAGAUCCAGAACAUCGUGGACUUCACCUCCAAUGUCAUGAGCUGCCUGCUGGGGGAAAAGUUUGUCCACAGUGGGGAAGUGGUCAGACUGCCGCUGGAGUUCGUUCGACAGUUAUCCAUCAAGAUUCAGCAUCAGAGACCAGCCUGGCGCUGUGAUAAAGUCAUGGACAUCUACAGCGGCUGCGCUCUGUGUCUUCCCAACCUGACGUCUCCGACCCUUCACCAGCCCACGCCGACCCCGCCCCUUUGCAUCGAGAUCAAGCCUAAAUGUGGCUUCCUGCCGUCCCCCAAACACGUCAGCAAGGACAUCAAGACCAGAGUGUGUCGUUACUGCAUGCACCAGCACUACAAGGUUGCCAACGGGAAGUGGAAGAGACGCAGCCUUUACUGUCCAUUGGACCUGUUCUCAGGAAAUAAACAGAGAAUGCACUUUGCCAUCAGACACCUGAUAGAAGAACCUCAGAAUAACCUCAAAGUGUUUAAGGGUGGUCAGUGUAUCUACAGCAGUAAGGAGGGUAGUGACGAGUCGCCCGACACAAACUCUCUGCUGCAUCACCUCAGACCUUACUUCCUGCGUGCAUACAACCGCGUCAACGGUCACCUGACCACCAAAGCUGUCCUGAACGAUUUCAUACAGGUCCUGGGGAACGCCCUGCUGAGCGCCGCAGGGGGAGACGGAGGUCAGGUGACCGACAGGACCGGAGAGGGGCGGAGCUUCUGCGAGGCCAGUCUGUUUAACAGGGAGAGGACUCGCCACGGAUCUCAAGGUUUACCCACCAACAGCAUUUUGUCCAGAAUCCUUCAGACUCAGAUGUUGGACUCGUUGGACAUCGAAGGGCUUUAUCCUCUGUACUGCCGAGUGGAGCAACACCUGCAGGACUUCCCCAAGGACAGGACUGGCCUCCAGAUAGACGGACCGUACGACCAGAACUUCUUGGAGAAAGUGCAGAAAUGUUCGAUGGAGGACGACGGCUCUGUGGAGUACGCUGCUGCCAAGGUCCAUCAAUACCGGAUUGCCAUGACAGCCAAGGACUGCUCCAUUAUGGUUACGCUGGUUCCCAGUAGUGAAGAAGAGGACAAUGAUGAAGAACUCUCCUCCCAGAAGCGUCUCAGGGACUUCAGACCUCAGGCCUUCUCCUCCUCCGUCUCCGUCCUGGAUCUGGACCCCAAGCCGCUGGACAGCGUCCCCCGCCAGCUGCGUCUGGACCAGAAGAUCGUCUCGUGUUACCUGAGGACGGGCGGUGCCUUGCCCAACGGCUCCCUGCCGCCGCUGCCCAGCAUCCUGGCGGCGGAGAGGGAGGAGCGAGCGUUGCUUUCCAGGCUGUGUGAAGGGACCGGCUCCGAGGUCAAGAGGUCACCGCCCAGAGAGCAGUCGGAUCAGAACCCGGCGCCAGUUCUGUUUUACUUCACCACAAACUCGCAGCUUCACUCUGACCUCUCCUGAAGCUGUUGUCAUAGCAACGGGCUCUGAUGCUUUGAGGUCAUCAUCAUCAAACACUGUCAGCAGGCGUCUGCUGAAACGCUUUAAAAGGUCAAAUUAAAGGGUCGGUUGAACCCGACCAGAACCUCCUGGGAACCUCUCUGUAUGUGGGAUCCAACAGAGCUGGGACAGAACCUCUGACGUUUCCACUGAUAACAGGAAGUGAUUUACUGUCAGUCUUUUCCUGGGUCCAGUUGAGCCAGAACCUCCCAGUGUCUGAGCAGAGCGGGUUUGGUUCUGUUUGUGCCGGACCGGACCAGACCGCUCAUUGGGAUCAGAGCAGAUUUCUGUCUGGAUGUUAAACAAACAGCAGCAUUCAGAGGUUCUGAUCCGGCCCCGGUUCUUUCCUCUGAUCCGGUUCCU